UACUUUUUUUUUUGCUAAUAAAAAUGUAUAUCAUGGAAAAAUAUUUUAAAAACUAUUCAUUUUUUUAUAAUUACCUAUAUACAGUUUAUUAUAUUAUACUCGAUCUUGAAUUAUUAAGGUGCGUACACACUAGCGUAACAAAACGGCGAACUUGUAACAUGUAACAGUGUUCGUGUGUCAUAUGCGUGUAACAAAUCUUCGAACUUGUACCAUACUUCUGUAACAAUCCGCUGAUCCGCUGAUUGUCGGUAUUUUGGCGAAACAUCAAAGGAUGAUACGCGUUCAUGUUACAACAUGUAUGGACGAGAUGACGAACAAAACCGUGUAACAUCAUACGAAUAAUAAUAUAUUAUAUUACUAUAUUUUUAUAUUUUAGUAUUAUUAUAUUAUGGGUAUUAAAGUAUAUACUUCAACGAAGUUCGAGAGAGAACUUAAUUUGUAUCAACAAUUAAUAAAGGAUACUUAUAUGCGGCUAUGCCUAUCGAUUGUCGAAAUAACUAUUUAUAGCUGGAAUUUAUUGUCGUAUACUCGUAUGAUAUUGUUACUACAAUGUAAAUUAAUAUACUUAUAUACAAAAUCACAGCGUUCAUUUUAUUUUACCAUUUCAUCAUGAUAUAAACAAAUUAAUACAUUUAGUUGCCGAUUAACCUCCGAGAACACACUAUAUAAUCGUUUAUUUUCAUUUACUUAUACAUUUUGUCACGAUGGCCUUCUGGACAAAUGAAAAUGUAUUAAAACUUAUUGAAAUAUAUCGUAGUAAGGAAAUUAUUUGGGACCCUACAAACAAAAAUCAUUUUAAUAAGAUUUUAAAAAAUGACGCUUGGAAUGAAAUAGCAAGUGAAUUUUCCAAUCACAUUUCAACUGCAAUCACGCCGGAUGAGUGUAGAAAUAAAAUGGUGUCGAUACAAGCUGCACAUAGGAGAGAAAAAAUGAAAAUAAGGAAAAGUAUAGGAACCGGUUCAGGUACUCAAGACGUGUAUAGGUCAUCAUGGUUUGCAUUUGAAAGCCUUGAAUUUUUAAUGAACAAAGAUAAUCCUCGUCAGAGAAGAUGCACGAUGUCCGAUGAAAAUGCUCAAAGUGAAAGUAAUCAAUUGCAUACUGAUGAACCACAAAUUACUCCAGAAAAUCAAGGUACAUCAACGCUGACAUCAAAAAAAAGGAAAAUUAUCAACGAAGAUAAUAUUAAAUUAGAUAAAGCUUUUAAAAUUUUGGAGUCGGCGGCAUCGGCCUCAGCUGAAAAUACUGAAAGUCAAUCAUUUGGACAGUUUGUUGGAAAGAAAUUAGAAACAUACAACCAACAAGUUAGAAGUAUUGUGCAAUAUGAAAUGUCAAAUAUUUUAUUUAAAGCAGAUUCUGGAUAUUUUAAUCAACAACUAACAUCAACUUAUCAAAAUAACCACUACCGUUAUAAUUCUGAUCCAUCAAAUUAUAAUUAUAAUUAUAAUUAUAAUCCACAUAAUUAUCCGACAAACAUACACACUUCACUACCACACACAUUGCCAGCUCGUGAGACUAAUAUUACAUCUUUCCCAGUACCACAAACAUCACCAGCUACAAUUACACAGACAUCUACACCACAUCCAUCACCUGCAAAUACUUAUUAUAAUUAUAAUCCACAUAAUUAUCCGACAAACAUACACACUUCACUACCACACACAUUGCCAGCUCGUGAGACUAAUAUUACAUCUUUACCAGUACCACAAACAUCACCAGCUACAAUUACACAGGCAUCUACACCACAUACAUCACCUGCAAAUACGUAUACCUCAGAAGAAUUGGAUUUUAGUGACAUUAUGUAGUGUGAUUAUAUUUAUUUUUUAACUUUGAAUAAUAUUUUGUAUUUUGUUGAUUUUUAUUAAA
Messenger RNA from Acyrthosiphon pisum (pea aphid), 1860 nucleotides. RefSeq lists its product as uncharacterized. NCBI's taxonomy places the organism in Eukaryota, Metazoa, Arthropoda, Insecta, Hemiptera, Aphididae. The record is from RefSeq and is a predicted model, not a curated record. Bases 705 to 1799 code for a protein of 364 amino acids. The transcript has 3 exons.